This is a messenger RNA of Gorilla gorilla gorilla (western lowland gorilla), 511 nucleotides long. Its product is annotated as formin-2-like. Lineage: Eukaryota; Metazoa; Chordata; Mammalia; Primates; Hominidae. The transcript is spliced from 2 exons. The record is from RefSeq and is a predicted model, not a curated record. Bases 1 to 468 code for a protein of 155 amino acids.
AUGGCCCGGAGUCCCCGGCAUCUAACUCCGACGGCAGCCCUUUUCCGGGCGGGGCCGCGGCUCCGGCACUGCAAGCAGAGGUGCCGCCCGCCACCCAAGACCCAAGAGCAACAGACUGACCGGGCCUCAGGAUCCCCCGUCGCCGGGCCGCGCGCACCGCCUCCUGCCUGCCGCUGCGACGAGGCGGAGCCCCCGGGCCUACAGUCCCGCGGGGAGGCGGGCCCAGCACUCGAGCCUGCCCUCCCUAGGACCUGCCUAACUUCUCUCCAGCUGCGUCGGCCUCGCAGUGCAGCGGCCCGCGGAGCCUCACACAGGCCGCAGCCGGUUCCUUUUAGCGGCCUGUCCACGCCCCGGAGACGCCCAGGGGAAGGAGAGGGCGCGGCUACAUGGGGAAUGGGAGCUGUGUUACUACCUCCACCCUGGCCCGCCAGCGUCUGGACGAAGAACCGCCGCCAGACCAGUUUGUAACCAAAAACAUGAGCUGGAUAAGGAGGAGAAGAGGAGCUCACCG